UGCUAUCUCUUCAACUGCACCGCCCGCGGCCGCAGCGUCUGCAAGUUCGCGCUGCACCGCGGCUACAGCAGCUACAGCCUCAGCCGCGCGCUGGACCGCAGGCAGGAAGAGCUGCAAGCCGCGCCUCGCACGGAAAAAGAUGAGCCUCCACUUAGCAAGGCCGGGCAGGAUGUGGUCUUGCAUCUACCUACAGAUGGAGUGGUUUUGGACGGCCGCGAGAGCACAGAUGACCAUGCCAUUGUCCGGUAUGAGUGGACACUGCUGCAGGGUGACCCAUCAGUGGACAUGAAGGUACCUCAGUCAGGAACCCUGAAGCUGUCCCACUUACAAGAGGGAACAUACACCUUUCAGCUCACUGUGACGGACACCGCCGGGCAGAGAAGCUCCGACAACGUCUCGGUGACCGUGCUCCCUGUGGCCUUCUCCAUGGGAGGAUGCUCGAAGGUUUGCUCGCGCUACCACUUCUUCUGUGAUGAUGGCUGUUGCAUUGACAUCACCCUGGCUUGUGAUGGAGUGGAGCAGUGUCCUGAUGGGUCUGAUGAGGCUUUCUGCCAAAAUUUGAGCCUUGACCAGAAGAUGGUGACCCACACAGCGACUGCCCAGCCUAGAAUCACAGGACCAAGCAAAGAUGCAGCAGGAAGCUCCUUCUUGGAGAAGUUCCAGAAAGUCACUGUCCAAAACCAGCCACCAGCGUUAUCAAAUACAGAGAAGAGGAAUCAUUCCAUGUUUUGGGGACCAGAGAGUCAAACUGAUCCUGUGAUGCCAGAUCGUGGCUCCUCAGGGAAGAACAGAAAAGAAGAAAAUUAUAUUUUUGAGUCCAAGAGCGAUCGAGGAGGAGGGGAACACCCGGCCCCAGAAACAGGUGCGGUUCUACCCCUGGCCCUGGGCUUGGCCAUCACGGCGCUGCUGCUUCUCAUGGUCGCGUGCCGCCUACGGCUGGUGAAACAGAAGCUGAAGAAAGCUCGUCCCAUUACGUCUGAGGAAUCUGACUACCUCAUAAACGGGAUGUAUCUGUAAUAAGUGUCACUUACAUAGCUGGGGGCGACCAUGUUUUCCUUAUAAUUUAGCCAUAGAUUGGUUCUGGAUAUUUAUAACCUCUUUGGUUUGAACUGGGCUAAGAAAAAUACUGAAACCCCAGAAUAUUCUGUAAACCCCAAACCUUUUUUUUAAUUUAUUGUAGAAAGAGUUUCUUUGGGGAGUAUGGAAAUGUUUUGAAAUUCAGAGAGGAGUCUAUAUGAGUAAAGACUCACAAAUCUAAUUCUGACUUAGGUAAGCUGUCCCUGAAAAAUAGCAAUUUUCAGUGAGCCAAGGCAGAAAAUCCUGGUUCUCGAGGAGUGGCCUUCGAAUGGCAACAUUAACCCUUUACCUUUUAGAAGCCAACCAUUGGCCCCCAGCAGCCCUGGGCCACUUACGCGCAGCUUUCUCUUGUUCGGAGGCCUUCUUGUUCCAGUGCUCUCCUUUCUCUUCUCCCCUUCAAAACCUAUUUCUGAGAAUGGAUCUCAAGUGAGUUUAGACCUUCAAUGAGAUGCUCCCUCUGGCAGCAAUGUCUAAAGUAUAACCCUCGUGAGCAUGUCGAGGAGGUGUCAGGGCAGGUGAGUGUGAGUUUAUCCCAGUGCCUCUGACCUCAGGUCCCUUGGGUGGCUGCCCCCUCAGGCUUGCCUUUGGGAGAACACACCCUGACUUCAGAUCACGUGGUCCCGCAGGGGGGCAGGACGUCAUGGUGACAGCAGAGGCGGAAGUCAAACGUUUGAACGCAAACUCAGCUGAGGGCAACGUGCCAGGACGACCAUUAGUACUUUCUCGAAUCUACUCGACCCUGCUAGAUGGUCCAGGACACAGCAGCUUUAUUUAUACAGUCACUGGUUUUCAACAGGAAUCUGUGUCGAUGGAAGAGAAAAAUGCAUUCAAAUUGAAAAGCAGAACACUGAGUAGAUUUCUAGGGGCAGCUUUUGUAAAAAUGUCCCAUGUUUAAGUAUCAGCAGGUUCUUUCAUCUAAUGGAAUAGGCCAGUUUUCUCCCAUCAUUUGUUUAGUGCUGUAAAAUGUUAUAAUGUGCAAUCGGCCAAUGCCAGGCUUACAUAUUCCCAGAGCAUAAAGCAGUCUUGCACAAAUUCAUCUUUACAGAAAACUGGCAUCUAGUUUAGCAUCUUUCCCCUUUUAAUCAAUCCGUAGGAUUUUAAAGGCAAAUUAUUCCCAUCAUCACUUCAUGCCGGGAUUAUACACAUCCUAGAAAUCAUUCUCCUGAGAGGAAUCUAUCGUGUGGUGCCUGUCUACACUCACAUGAUGUUACUAUGUAUAUAAUAUGGCUUUUUAUCAGAACUGGCAAAUCUUCUAAAAUACUUGAAAACACUGUAGAACACUUUAUUUUCAGACUGAGGUAAGUUGUCCCUUUAGCAAAGGGCUUAAUCUGGGUCAGAAAUAUAACAGACUACAUUAAUAAAUGGAAAGUUAGUUCUAGAAAAACAAAGAAAUUUGUUACUUUUAUUUCCCAAGAGGUCCAAGCAUUUUGUUGAAUGUUUAGAAUUGAGCAAAGAUCUGAAGUUCUCCUCAAGAGCAGACUGGAGAAAUGACUGUGUGAAUGAACUUCGGAUAUCUGUACUCUCUGUGUGCCGCUUUGCAGUUUGCUUUUCUAGAGAAGGUGUCACCGAUAGCCAUACCCAAUAAAAUUAAAACCGAUGAGGCAUGCAUCUUUCGGCACAUCUUUUUAUACAUGAAGAAAUUAAACACAGUUUAGCAUUGCUAUGGUGUUGAAAUACUUGAGAAAAUAUGUCCAUAUCCAUGUGUACAAUAUCCCUUUAAUAAAUUUUAUUUUAUUCUUA
Molecule: messenger RNA, 2817 nt
Organism: Leptonychotes weddellii (Weddell seal)
Lineage: Eukaryota; Metazoa; Chordata; Mammalia; Carnivora; Phocidae
Gene: LRP11
Product: LDL receptor related protein 11
Molecular function (GO): protein binding
Source: RefSeq, a predicted model, not a curated record